UUAACAGGAAACAAAUCAAACAUGCCAGCUGCUUUCUGCAUUGGGUCAUAUAUGGUAUAAUUUUUAGUCAUCUUCCGCUUUUGGAAAGUGGAAGGAAAGAGUUAAUAUCCCGAGGCACUCAGGAGCAUUCAGGUGUGACUUAUUUCAUUUCUUGGCUGUGGCAGUUAGAGUUGAAACACUUUUGGAAAGCAGCUGUCGGAGUUGCUGAAACAGAGCUGUACAGGAGAUCUUAGAAAAUGGCUGACCCUGAACCAAAUUGUCCUGAAGAGCUAUCUCGAAAAUUGGCACUUGAAGAUUCCGACCCUACAGCAGAUGGAUCUCAGAUCUAUGAAGAAUGUAAGAAUGUAGGACUGAAAAAUGAAAGGGAACUUCUGUCAGAACUUGAAAGAAAAGGCACCCUUACCAAUGGAGGACACCUGGGAAAUGAUCUGACUGAAAAUGGAUCCAAGGAGGAGCCCCCAGGCCAACCUGGCUUGAUUGGGGAAGGGGACACAGUGGAAGAGGAAGAGGUUCUUUGUGACUUCUGCUUGGCUGAGAAGGUGAAGGCAGUGAAAUCCUGCUUGACUUGCAUGGUAAAUUAUUGCCAAGAUCACCUGCGGCCUCACCUGGAGAAUGCCAAACUACAGACCCAUAAACUCAUGGACCCAAUGAAGGACAUUGACAUGCAGAGCUGUGAGGCCCACAAGAGGCAGCUCAGUUGGUUCUGCCAUACUGACCUGGCGUGCGUCUGUGAGGAGUGCCUUGCAGAUGGACAUAAAGCACACAAGGCAGUUCCCUGUGCGGAAGCCAGGAAAGAAAAGGAGGAUGAACUUCUUCAGAUUCAAGCAGAAUAUAAUUGGAAACUGAAAUCAGCUGAAAAUGCCAUCGUUAAACUACAAAAGAAUUCAGAAUCUAUAGUAAGUUCAGUAUCUGAAGUGAAAAUCAUGGUGCAAGGGCAGUUUGAGGAGCUGCUGCAAGCUGUCAUGAAGGCCCGCUCUGAGGUGCUCACUUUCCUAGAGGAGAAGGAGCGUGCUGCAGUUAAUCAUGCCAAUGGGAUAAAGAACCACCUUGAGAACAAGCGAGUGGCAAUGGAGGAAUGUAAGAACAGGCUGGAGAAGAUGGCUACUCACACCACUGACAUCCUCUUCCUAAAGGAAUAUUGUGAAUUCAAGAAGAGUGAAGGAGAUGACACACUGCCCAGUGUGUAUAUUGGCCUGAAAGACAAACUGUCAGGGAUCCGAAUGGUGGUCUCAGAGUCCACUGAACAUCUUUUACAACUUUUACGAACUUCCUAUAAGGAAAGGUUGCAGGAGUUUGCCAAAGAUGAGGAUGCUGGUAUCAAAACAAUGGUGUCUGCAAUUGUCCCAUCCAAACAUCGCCUAUCAGCUCCAGAACCCAAGGGCAGAAAUGACUUUUUCAAAUAUAUUUGUCCAAUAACAUUUGACCCUGUGACAGCUCAUCGCUAUUUGAGACUCUUGGAUGACAACUACAAGGUCACCAAUACCACACCAUGGGAGCACCCAUACCUGGAUCACCCAGACAGAUUUGAGCACUGGCGCCAGGUGCUGUCAGAAAAAAGCUUGUAUAUGGGCCGCUACUACUUUGAGGUUGAGAUAUUUGGGGCUGGCAUUUACAUUGGUAUGACAUACAAAUGCAUUGAUCGGAAAGGAUCCGAGAGCAAUAGCUGUAUCUCGGGGAAUAACUUCUCUUGGUGUAUUAAGUGGAAUGGCAAGGAGUUCUCAGCUUGGCACAGCGAUGUGGAGACACCAUUAAAAAGCCAGGGAUUUAGCAGGAUAGGCGUCUACUUGGAUUACCCUAGGGGCACCCUCUCCUUUUAUGGGAUAGCUUCGGAUGCUAUGAGCCUCCUGCAUAAAUUUGAGUGCAAGUUUGCUGAACCACUCUACCCGGCCUUCUGGCUAUCAAAGAAGGAGAACUCUGUGCGAAUUGUCAAGUUGCGGGAAGAGGCUGAGCAGAAUCCAGCACCAUCUUCUCUUACUCCUCCAACCUCAGGAGAAAGUGCUAAAGCUUCUCCCAGCAUUGCUUUAGCACCUGAGACUGAAACAGGGGCAAGUACAAAGACUUUGGAUUCGUGAUGGAACCCCUGAUUAGAUUAUACGAUCAUGGGCAAUACCUGCUGGGAUCUGAACCAUUCGUACAAAUCAUUAAAUACAUUGUUCCUUUUAUUUAUUUACA
Messenger RNA from Hemicordylus capensis (graceful crag lizard), 2172 nucleotides. It is a transcript of the gene TRIM16, whose product is annotated as tripartite motif containing 16. Lineage: Eukaryota; Metazoa; Chordata; Lepidosauria; Squamata; Cordylidae. The coding region runs from base 237 to 2072 and encodes 611 amino acids. The transcript is spliced from 6 exons. The record is from RefSeq and is a predicted model, not a curated record. Gene Ontology annotation, molecular function: protein binding; zinc ion binding.